This is a messenger RNA of Mastomys coucha (southern multimammate mouse), 614 nucleotides long. RefSeq names its product S100 calcium binding protein A13 (gene S100a13). NCBI's taxonomy places the organism in Eukaryota, Metazoa, Chordata, Mammalia, Rodentia, Muridae. Gene Ontology annotation, molecular function: RAGE receptor binding. The transcript has 3 exons. Gene Ontology annotation, cellular component: perinuclear region of cytoplasm. Gene Ontology annotation, biological process: positive regulation of canonical NF-kappaB signal transduction; positive regulation of cell population proliferation. The record is from RefSeq and is a predicted model, not a curated record. Bases 170 to 466 code for a protein of 98 amino acids.
CUCUCCCGAAUCAGCGGAGGCGGAAACUUGACACUUCGGACUUGGGAGUGGCUCUCUCCUUGCCUGGUGCUCUUAAACUUCAGCCUCAGGGCUCCAGAUCGGUUAGCUGCAUCCCGUCUUCUUUCCCUGGUCAAUCUGUGUGGACAUUAGCUCCUGCUUUGGCACACUGAUGGCAGCAGAGCCCCUGACUGAACUGGAGGCGGCCAUUGAGACUGUGGUCACUACUUUCUUCACCUUUGCAGGGCGGGAAGGACGCAAAGGCAGCCUGAGCAUCAAUGAAUUUAAGGAACUGGCCACUCAGCAACUGCCUCAUUUGCUCAAGGACGUGGGCUCUCUAGAUGAAAAGAUGAAGAGCUUGGACGUGAAUCAGGACUCAGAGCUGAAGUUCAGUGAGUACUGGAGACUGAUUGGGGAGCUGGCAAAGGAGAUCCGGAAGGAGAAGGCCCUGGAGAUCCGGAAGAAGUAACGCCUGCUGUUGGGAUGGAGGCCAGCAGGGCCUGCUGGGCAGGACCAGCCAAGUAAAGCCUGCUGUUGGGAUGGAGGCCAGCAGGGCCUGCUGGGCAGGGACAGGCAGCACCCCACUCCUCCAAAUAAAGCUUCCUCCUUGAAACACA